AUGAUGAGUCCGUCGGGUGGGGGAAUAAUCCCUUCCAAUUCUGGUUCCUCCUGGACGGAGGAUUCGUUCGAGAUCAAAGUGUUGAUGGAGCCCUCGCCCGAACCGGAAAUGGAAGGCACAUCGGCUCGUUCUGCGAUCCCAAGGGUGGAUGAAGCGGGGCCGCCCCCCUUACCCACAAUUGUAGCUUGGAAUCGUCGAUGCGAAAUCGCAUUGCACGACUCGAGGGGGACGGUAGCUCCUAUCUGCUGGAUAAGGAAAAGGGAGAAUAUUGGUCCGACAUCAAACUCGCGCUGGGGCAAGCUCCCUCCCAGCAAGAGUAUCAAAGAUUACUCGAGUUUGAGAACAGGGAUCUACAGAUCCGAGAACUCAAACAUGAGUGUCUACGACUUUUCAAAAAGUCUUAACCCAGAAUCCUACCUUGGCCGCCCAGGCCCCUUACAACCCCCAAGAAGCGUUUAA
Messenger RNA from Lactuca saligna, 459 nucleotides. NCBI's taxonomy places the organism in Eukaryota, Viridiplantae, Streptophyta, Magnoliopsida, Asterales, Asteraceae. The record is from the annotation of a GenBank genome assembly.